Messenger RNA from Schizophyllum commune H4-8, 789 nucleotides. RefSeq lists its product as uncharacterized. The record is from RefSeq and is a predicted model, not a curated record. Lineage: Eukaryota; Fungi; Basidiomycota; Agaricomycetes; Agaricales; Schizophyllaceae. The transcript has 3 exons. Bases 1 to 789 code for a protein of 262 amino acids.
AUGCCGUCUGCCGCUCGCUCAAUUCUCUUCGCGCUCGCCGUUCUCGGCCUUGCCGGCCGCUACGAUUCGUCUGGAACGACAUCCAUGGUCAUGGCAGCUCCUAUCGCUCAGCCCAGCUUUCCUGUCGCUGACUACUCGCACAACGUCGGCCCGGCAUCUACCCCAGGCAAGAGCAUGCGCGUCAAGCACCACGAAUCGUCUGAGCUCUCUCGCUACGCCUCAUCUCGCUCUGCCGCGGCUCAGGCUACUAGCGCUGCUUCGGGAUCCUCUCUCCAGCCUCGCGCUGAUCAGUACACGCUGUUGGCCCAGCGCUACCAAAGCGCUCGCAAGAACGCGGCUACGUACAAGCGUCUCUCCGCGCAAUCGUACUCGCCUAGCGCUGCCCAGGACGCAGACUUCCAGCAGAAGUGCGCGACUGCCCUCAACGACUUCCAGCUCGAUGUGCUCGGCAUCAAGGAGAUACUGCAGACCGCAGGCGCUGACAGGGGCCUCGCCUUCUACGAUCGUACCAACGACAUUGAGACGCUGAUGAAGAAUGUGGUCAACCUUCACAAGGAUGUCCUCAAGGCGACGACCAUUCUGGUCGACAAUCUCCCUAUCCUUGGUCCCAUCCUUGGCCCUAUUGUCUACCAGAUCAAGUGCCUUCUCGAGCUCACGCUGGACGCGAUCGAGAACCUCACUGACGCCCUCAUCAACGCCCUUGACCCCCUUAUGCGGUCGCUGCUGCCGAUGUUCGUCGGCGCACCGGACUGCCCCAACGGCAUUUCGGUAUUGGGCGUGUGCAUGUAG